Nicotiana tabacum (common tobacco) is the source of this 408-nucleotide messenger RNA. NCBI's taxonomy places the organism in Eukaryota, Viridiplantae, Streptophyta, Magnoliopsida, Solanales, Solanaceae. The record is from RefSeq and is a predicted model, not a curated record.
AUGGACAAAGCAUACACAGUUAAGAAGUUUGAUUACCACAUGGCAGAGGUAGAGAGAAUUGAUAAGAGGGUCAAAGAUUACUUAAUCAACGUUGAGUAUGAAGGAUGGUCUAGAGCACAUUCCACUGUCAACAGAAUAUUGACAAUGAUUUCAAACAUUGCAAAGUCGAUCAAUGCAGCACUCAAGGCUUCUAGAGAACUCCCAAUACUGCUUUUGCUGAAGUACAUAAGGCAAUUAAUCGGACAAUGGAAGGUUACAAACCAAAAGAAUACAAUAGAGUCAUUUACUGAUCUUGGAAAAAAAUAUGAUACAAUGUUGAUGGACAAUCUCGAAUUGUCACAUCAGAUGAAGGCUCUCCAGUAUAUGUGUUUUGAGGGCAUAUACUUUGUCACCACUAAUGAUAGUUGA